CUGUGGUGACGGUCAUGUUUCCGCGGGGAGUGUACUGCGGGGUGCACGGUGGGCGGAGCCUGGGAUUGCAGCAUCCACACACCGGCUGCUCGGCUCACACAGGGAAGGCGACGAGGCGGCGGCUGAGGAGAGGAUUCGCUUGUCUCGUUGCUGGUUUUUCGCCCUCGCGCCUCACCCCGUCAUGGCCGACCCUGGGUCUGGGGGCGCACUCUCAGCCCUGGAGCUGUAUAACCGGGUGUCCGAACAAGGAGACAAAGUCCGAGCGCUGAAAACGGAAAAGGCACCAAAAGAUGAAAUUGAUGCUGCGGUGAAGCUUCUCCUGGGCCUGAAAACCGACUAUAAGAAUGCGGCAGGAGCGGACUACAAGCCGGGCGCCCCACCCACCAGUGACACCUCAGAUACCAGCAACGGGCUGCCUGCUGCAAGCGACGGCGACGACUUUGUGGACCCCUGGACUGUGCAAACAGGAAACGCAAAGGGGGUGGACUAUGAUAAACUUAUAGUUCGGUUCGGAAGCAGCAAAAUUGACAAGGAUCUUAUUGACCGGAUAGAGCGGGUUACCGGGAGCAAGGCGCACCACUUCUUACGAAGAGGAAUCUUCUUUUCACACAGGGACAUGCACCAGAUUCUGGAUGCAAUUGAGAAAAAGAAGCCAUUUUACCUCUACACAGGAAGAGGCCCGUCCUCGGAGGCAAUGCACGUGGGUCACCUCGUCCCAUUCAUCUUCACCAAGUGGUUACAGGAAGUAUUCAAUGUCCCGCUGGUCGUCCAGAUGACGGAUGAUGAAAAAUACCUCUGGAAAGACUUGACCAUCGAGAAGGCCUAUCAGUACACGAUAGAGAACGCCAAGGACAUCAUAGCGUGUGGCUUCGACAUUAACAAAACCUUCAUCUUCUCAGACCUGGAAUACAUGGGAAUGAGCUCAGGUUUCUACAAAAAUGUUGUACAAGUCCAGAAACAUGUCACAUUCAACCAAGUUAAAGGGAUAUUCGGCUUCACAGACAGCGACUGCAUUGGUAAAAUCAGUUUUCCUGCCAUUCAGGCCGCACCGUCCUUCAGCAGCUCCUUCCCAGAAAUAUUCAAUGGCAGAAAAGAUAUUCAGUGUCUCAUCCCGUGCGCCAUCGACCAGGAUCCAUACUUCAGAAUGACCAGGGAUGUCGCCCCCAGGAUCGGCUACCUUAAACCAGCAUUGCUACAUUCAACCUUCUUCCCUGCAUUACAAGGGGCACAGACCAAAAUGAGCGCCAGCGAUCCUAAUUCUUCUAUUUUCCUCACAGACACCGCCAAGCAGAUCAAGAAUAAGAUCAAUAAACACGCAUUCUCUGGCGGAAAAGAUACCAUCGAGGAACACCGGAAAUACGGAGGCAAUUGCGAAGUGGACGUCUGUUAUAUGUACCUGACCUUCUUCCUUGAAGACGACGAGAAGCUCGAAAAAAUUAAGCAGGAUUACACCAGUGGAGCUUUAUUAACGGGAGAACUGAAGAAAAUGCUGAUAGAAACGUUACAGCCGAUGAUCACUGCACAUCAGGAGCGGAGGAAGCAGCUCACCGAGGACCUGGUCAAACAGUUCAUGGCUCCAAGGAAGCUGGCAUUCGACUUUUAGCAACUUCUACAAUGCUGGCGGCUGGGCACAUAGAUCGUUGUCUGCUUGGCAUCACCAUCCAUGUACUGACCAGGGACCCUUUUACUGCACUCUACGAGGUUCAUUGUAAAUUAUUGCAAGAAACGCGUUCAACUGAAGCGAGGGACAGGUCUGGUUACUGGACACACCCAGAUUAAUAAUACAUAAAUUAUAUCUGCAUCUGGGAAAGCUGGGUCAAAUCAGUAUCCCAGGAGUCAGAUUAUUGCUGUGUAACUAGGCAGAUCUGCCACCCAAAUGUCAGCAGAAAUGGAUGCUAUACUGGUUUUCAUCCAUUUCCAGGGAGAGUAAAGGACACGUGUAUUGUGGAUUGUUUGGGAUUGGGCUGUACAGUGCCCCUUUUUACAUGGGACUGUCUGUCUUUCUGGGGGAUCAACAUGAAUACACUUUAACUUACGUUGUGCUCAAGGCAGAGCCAUGACUCUACACUGUUUGUGCCAGUGAUCACAAUUGGUCACAAAACCUUUCCCCAAAAAUCUGCGAGGAAAAAUAAUGAAAAAGAACAGGACAUAAAAAUUACAGCUGCAAAAAGAAGCUUCACCACAAGAGGGCGCUGUCUCAGGCCAUAAAAAUAAUAGGAAAAACCAUUUCCCAGCCGUACUACAAAGAGGCCGAAUCCUUUAAAUACUGGGUGACAUCAGAAUUUUCUGAUAAAACAGGACGGUCAAGAAAAUGUUUAAAUGAAAAAUGUUUUUCUCUUUAGAGUCUCCAUAGAUGUUGCCACCCUGGCUCCUGACCGGUAUGUGUGCCUAUGUCACCCAGCUUUCCCAUAAACAGAUAUAACUUAGGAACUUGACAUAAGAGGAAUCACUUACUGUCAGUACAUUACCUUGACUCCAUUAGGGCUGGUCACAAGAAUCACCACAUUGUGCAAGACGUAAAUCCGGACUAUGGCUCUAUGUCUCCAGGCCCUGGCAAUAAACCUAAUUAUAAAACUGUUAAUUGGCUUAAAAAGUUGUGCAACUUUCUA
Bufo bufo (common toad) is the source of this 2609-nucleotide messenger RNA. RefSeq names its product tryptophanyl-tRNA synthetase 1 (gene WARS1). Gene Ontology annotation, molecular function: ATP binding; tryptophan-tRNA ligase activity. Gene Ontology annotation, cellular component: cytoplasm. The record is from RefSeq and is a predicted model, not a curated record. Gene Ontology annotation, biological process: tryptophanyl-tRNA aminoacylation. NCBI's taxonomy places the organism in Eukaryota, Metazoa, Chordata, Amphibia, Anura, Bufonidae. The coding region runs from base 182 to 1603 and encodes 473 amino acids. The transcript is spliced from 11 exons.